Molecule: messenger RNA, 387 nt
Organism: Schistosoma turkestanicum
Lineage: Eukaryota; Metazoa; Platyhelminthes; Trematoda; Strigeidida; Schistosomatidae
Source: the annotation of a GenBank genome assembly
AUGGGUUUAUUACGUAAACUGAAUUUCAAUCAGUCUACCAUAUUUACUGUAUCAAAUUGGUUGUUACAUCCGUGGAGACGAACGUGUUUUUCGAAUAGUGACUCUGCACCGGAACCACCACAACGCUCCUACUGUUGUGGGACUGGAUGCCCGAAUUGUGUGUGGAUUGAAUAUGCAGAAAAUCUACUUCAGUACCACAUGAAGAGAAUCGAGAAGUCAAAUAAUGAGACUUGUAGUAAAGAUAAAGACGAAUUUUUGGGUGAAAUUGUAACACAACUCGAGAAAGAGAUUAAUCAGAUUGAAGAUUUAAAUUUAAGAACAUUCCUAUUAACUGAAGUAGCAGCAAAACGAAGGGAACUCCAAGAAGUACUUCAGAAUACUACAUAA